Spirodela intermedia is the source of this 1799-nucleotide messenger RNA. The record is from the annotation of a GenBank genome assembly. NCBI's taxonomy places the organism in Eukaryota, Viridiplantae, Streptophyta, Magnoliopsida, Alismatales, Araceae.
AUGGUGCAGUCAUCAGCAGAUGAGGUGUCAUUUGAAUACAGUGUGCCUCAGAUGAGUGUAGAGGAAUCUCAGCUUCAAAUCGGUACCUGGGCGGAUGAAUUAGGGGACCAUGAAGCAAGCCAUCUGUUUGCUUUUCCUGACAGGGGUAUACAUGAUGAGUCACUCAGAACAUCCAGGCCUACCAAAAAGAGAGUGAUUAAACGUGAGGUUGAAAUACAGAGAAGGCAAAAGAUUGGUCUAGCAAAUAAAGGGAAAGUUCCUUGGAAUAAAGGGCGGCAGCAUAGCCCAGGUAAGGUUUAAUGUUGCUUAUCGCUUUACCGUUGGCUGAUAUGUCUUAUAAAAAUUUAUUGAUUGAUUCCCCUUACAUAUAGAGACAAGGGAGCGAAUUAGAAGAAGAACCAUAGAGGCUUUAAGAGACCCCAAGGUGAUGCCAUGGAAACAUUAAUCUUGUGUUUUUUUUCAGUUGGCCAUGGUUAUCUGCCAAGUGGUUGUGUUUUUGCCUAUCUUUCUUAAGUUUAUUCCAUCCUCAAUUUGCAGGUUCGGAGGAAAAUGGCAGAAUCCCCUCGCUUUCAUAGGUACGGUUGAAGCUCCUCCGGCAAAAUGAUUUUAUCGUGUAUUUCAUUCUAGAUACUCACUGGUAGGGUGCUAAUCACAAUAAAAUAAAUCAUUAAAUUGUGGGCAUCCUGUUUGCAUGACCAAAGUGUUUUUUUUUAUUUUUUACGUUUUCAGUAAUCAGAGCAAGGCCAAAAUUGGCAUGGCAUUGAGAAAAAUCUGGGAAGAACGCUUGAAAAACAAAAUAUUGCAAGAAGGAUGUUAUUCGACUUGGGCUGGGGCUGUUGCAGAAGCAGCUCAGAAAGGUAGUCUCGAUCAACAGGAAUUGGAAUGGGAUAGCUAUGAGAAGAUGAAGUCUGACAUACUUAUUCAACAUCUUCAAUGGAAAACUGAGAGGGAAAGGCAAAAGGAAAUUGAGAAACGAAGAGCAGAAAGAGCAUUGAAGGCCAAGUCAGACAAAACCGUUAGGCAUCACCAAGAGAGAAAGGACGAUCAUGAGGUGAAACGCAAAAGAUCAAAGGGCGAUCUCAAGCAACCAGAGGAGAAGAAAAAUGUCCUGGCUGCCCCUAGGCAUGCAAAACUCCGGGCUAAACUAACCAAGGUAAUCCCAGGCUGUUUGCAUUGAAAUCUCGAUAAAUCAACACAAGUUCAAGGUUAUAGUUCAGUAAUAACUUUUUACCUACACAUUCUUCAAACUAGCUUUUCUUGUGCAAAGUCAGCUCACAACUCUUCCAGCCCGGAAAUUUUUCAUGGGUAUGAUGAAGAAUAGAAGCAGCAUCUUGUCUUUGAUGUUAAAUCGGAGGGCACCAUUUUGUCGAUGUUUUGAGCCGCUCAGUCUUGAGUCAUGGGUUUAGCUGCCCACAGUUGUUUGUGCUACUUCCUCUGUGGUGAGGUUCUCUAACAUGAUUGAUGAUCAAAGAUAACAUGCAAAUGUGCUCCAGACUUUAAUGAUAUGUGUUUUCCUGGUUCCUUCUACACUAUUUAAUCUUUUUCUGGCUUUGCUUAAGUUGUGAUCGGGUAUGUUUGAUUUCCAGAUCCAUCGCAAGCAGCAACUGGAACAACCCGAACCUAAGCAUGAAGUGGGAGCUGAGGUUCUACCAGUCGCUGAGAAAUGGGACUUAGAGUUCGUAAAGAGAGAAAAAAUGCGUCAAACAGUGUCAUUUGCUGAUCGAAUACUGGCCAUUAAGAAGCAAAGAGUCGUUCAAACUGACAGUAUUUGUCUAAUUUCCCAAUCAAACGAUGUUUGA